Messenger RNA from Saccharomyces kudriavzevii IFO 1802, 1617 nucleotides. It is a transcript of the gene BUD9, whose product is annotated as Bud9p. The record is from RefSeq and is a predicted model, not a curated record. NCBI's taxonomy places the organism in Eukaryota, Fungi, Ascomycota, Saccharomycetes, Saccharomycetales, Saccharomycetaceae. The transcript has a single exon. Bases 1 to 1617 code for a protein of 538 amino acids.
AUGUCACAAAUAUCAAAAAAUGCUUCGACUACAACAAAUAAUUCAACAUCCACAUCUGGAUCUGCAGCGGUGUCGUCCGCAACCCUUCCUGAGAGCAACUCUCAGAGCUUCGAUCAACCACACAGAAGAAGGAGAUCUGGCUCAUUAUUUAUUGAGAGGUCUCAUCCGUCUCCAUCGAUGGAAGCGGAAUCAUACAACGUUUAUAUUGACGAUAGCAAAUACGGCGAACUACUAAAAGAGGACACCAAUUCAAGUGGUACGGAUGGUACCCAGGUCUUCGAAGAUGCUAGAGAUGAAAAUUUCCAUGAGGAAUCACAUAAAGUCCUAGAAAAGUCAAUUCUAGAUUUAGUACGACGAGAUCCAGAGGCAGCAGGAUUUCCACCUCCUCCUCCAUGCCCAGUUGGGACGCACAGAAAUUCCUCAAACGGAUCUUCCGCUGAAACGAAUCCAAAUGGACACAGUAGCAGUGGUACCAUAUCUACUUCGGUACUGUUGAACAUGGGUUCCGCCGAAAAGCAUGUUGAGGCACCUAAAGGUGAUUACAUGGAAUCUUCUUCAAUGAAAUCAUUCGAAAAAGUGAAGGUAAGGCCUUCCUCGUCAUAUUACUUACCUCUUGAGGACACUUCACCGCAGCAAGAACGAAGAGAAACGAUUUCCAAAGUCAGAAACCCAAACCAAGUACAGGGUGUAUACCCUUCAUUUUCUUCCAUGCAAUAUGAUGACGGAUUCGCACCUUCGAUUGAAGAGGCUAUUGAGGCGGCAAAAAAUAGAGUCUCGAAUGACGGAUCAAAUGAUCGUUUUACCGAUAAAGUAUUUAUUCCGCAUGAGUUCCAAAUCCCCAAAAAGGCCUGGAAUGGACGCUUGGUGAAUAGGUCUCCCAAACUUAGAACUCCAAGAAACCAUUCUUUGCUAACCGACAUAUUAAAGCCAUCUGAAGCAAUUGACCACGCUAACACAUUAACAUCCAAUAUAUUGCAUGACCCCACUAAAGAGGGUCUCAUAUCUCAAAUUCAAGAUCGAAGGCAAAGGGAAAACAACCAGCCUGUUUUGAAUCCAGUUCACAGUCCCCAAAGCGCUUUCGAUAUUGCAAUGGAUGCCGUGGAUAGUCAAAACAGAUUAUAUGAAAGAGAAUACGUGAACAAUACAGAUAGUCAUUUAGUUCUUGAGGAAAUCGGCCGAGGGAACCACGGUACCAAACAAUACAAAUAUCAAAAAAAUCCUAAAAAAGGUGACGAAGAGGGGAUAUCGACUUUUUAUAUGCACACAAUGCCUAUUCAGAGAAUAGAUUCAUCCUCCGUAUAUUCAUUUGAUUCACAAACACAUGGAUUUUCAGAGAUUUAUAGUAUAUCAAGAAUCAUAACAACAUUGUGCAUUUGUCUUUUGGUUCCGCCUUUGUUCUUCUUCUUUUCAGUCAAUGGUGAUAGUGGCAUUUCGAAUUACAGAUUAAUGAGAAUAAUAAUGAAUUACGAACAUAAAAUUGGCCUCCUCAAAGGGUUUGAAUGGGACAUUGAUGUACGAUGGUUCAGAACCUUAUGCCUUGUUUUAGGAUGCAUAGAGUUGUUAUUUAUAUUUACUGGCAUAGGGGUAGGAUUUGGCGUAGGAAUGACAAGAAAGUGA